ACUUUUCGAACUUCGAGCGACAACUUUGCUCGCGCAGCUGCUCAGUCGGUUUUAGUUCUGUUGGAGUGAAGCAGCAACGUUCGCAAGUUGAACGUCGAUACAGAAAAUUGUAGAGUCGAAAAUAAACCAAAAUGUCCAACUUGAAGCGUUUCGAUGACGAGGAGCAAGAGUCCAAAUAUGGACGCGUCUUCGCUGUCUCUGGACCUGUCGUCACAGCGGAGUGCAUGUCUGGCUCUGCUAUGUACGAGCUGGUGCGUGUAGGCUACUAUGAGCUGGUGGGUGAGAUCAUUCGUCUGGAGGGUGACAUGGCCACCAUUCAGGUGUACGAAGAAACAUCCGGCGUUACAGUCGGUGAUCCCGUGCUCCGCACUGGCAAACCUCUUUCCGUUGAAUUGGGUCCCGGUAUUAUGGGCAGCAUUUUUGACGGUAUCCAACGUCCACUGAAGGACAUCAACGAGCUCACCGAAUCCAUCUAUAUACCCAAGGGUGUGAACGUGCCUAGCUUGUCCCGCGUGGCUAGCUGGGAAUUCAACCCCUUGAACGUGAAGGUCGGCUCCCACAUCACCGGAGGUGAUCUCUAUGGUCUGGUUCACGAGAACACACUGGUCAAGCACAAGAUGAUUGUCAACCCACGCGCCAAGGGUACCGUGCGCUACAUUGCGCCAUCCGGCAACUACAAAGUCGAUGAUGUUGUUCUGGAAACCGAAUUCGAUGGUGAAAUCACCAAGCACACUAUGUUGCAAGUGUGGCCCGUGCGUCAGCCCCGUCCCGUCACCGAGAAGCUGCCCGCCAACCAUCCCCUGUUGACCGGCCAGCGUGUGCUCGACUCGCUCUUCCCCUGCGUCCAAGGCGGUACCACAGCCAUUCCCGGUGCUUUCGGUUGCGGCAAGACUGUGAUCUCACAGGCUCUGUCCAAGUACUCCAACUCCGAUGUCAUCAUCUACGUCGGUUGCGGUGAGCGUGGUAACGAGAUGUCUGAGGUAUUGCGUGAUUUCCCCGAGCUGUCUGUUGAAAUCGACGGUGUCACCGAGUCCAUCAUGAAGCGUACCGCUCUUGUGGCCAACACCUCCAACAUGCCUGUCGCUGCUCGUGAAGCUUCUAUCUAUACUGGUAUCACUCUAUCCGAAUACUUCCGUGAUAUGGGUUACAACGUGUCCAUGAUGGCUGACUCCACCUCUCGUUGGGCUGAGGCUCUGCGUGAGAUCUCUGGUCGUCUGGCUGAAAUGCCUGCCGAUUCCGGUUACCCCGCAUAUUUGGGUGCCCGUCUCGCCUCCUUCUACGAACGUGCCGGUCGUGUCAAGUGCUUGGGUAAUCCCGAACGUGAGGGCUCCGUGUCCAUUGUCGGCGCUGUCUCGCCACCUGGUGGUGAUUUCUCCGAUCCCGUUACCUCCGCCACUCUGGGUAUCGUACAGGUGUUCUGGGGUCUCGACAAGAAGCUGGCCCAGCGCAAACAUUUCCCCUCCAUCAACUGGCUCAUUUCGUACUCGAAAUACAUGCGUGCCCUGGAUGACUUCUAUGACAAGAACUUCCCCGAGUUCGUGCCACUACGUACCAAGGUCAAGGAGAUUCUGCAGGAGGAGGAGGAUCUCUCUGAAAUCGUGCAGCUGGUCGGCAAAGCAUCGCUGGCCGAGACCGACAAGAUCACCCUGGAAGUGGCCAAGCUGCUGAAGGACGAUUUCUUGCAACAGAACUCCUACUCGUCAUACGAUCGCUUCUGCCCCUUCUACAAGACCGUUGGCAUGCUGAAGAACAUCAUCGACUUCUACGAUAUGGCUCGUCACUCUGUGGAGUCGACAGCCCAGUCUGAGAACAAGAUCACCUGGAACGUUAUUCGCGAGGCUAUGGGCAACAUUAUGUACCAAUUGUCAUCGAUGAAAUUCAAGGAUCCCGUCAAGGAUGGUGAGGCCAAGAUCAAGGCUGACUUCGAUCAGCUGCAUGAGGACUUGCAGCAGGCCUUCAGGAAUCUGGAGGAUUAAAGCGCGUUGUCCGUACUUUUACAAAUCUAAUCUAAUAUUGUUAUGUUAGUUAACUUUUAAAAAAACAAUUUGCGUACAGUCCGUACCGAAGUACCGUCAAAAAACAACUAUUCCGUGCAACAACAAAAGAUUCCAAACGUCCAAAAAAAAAAAAAAACAACUAUUGUUAACAUUCCUUUUUGUUAAAAAAAAAAACCCAAGAACAACAACAAAACAAAUAUAGCCAGCAAGAUGAAAACAUUCCGGCCUGCGGUUGCUUCUUCUUACCCCGCCUCUCGGCCCUCAACAACAACAGCAACAACAACUAACUAACGUCCU
Messenger RNA from Drosophila mojavensis, 2294 nucleotides. RefSeq names its product V-type proton ATPase catalytic subunit A (gene Vha68-2). Gene Ontology annotation, biological process: ATP metabolic process; proton transmembrane transport. Gene Ontology annotation, molecular function: ATP hydrolysis activity; ATP binding; proton-transporting ATPase activity, rotational mechanism. The record is from RefSeq and is a predicted model, not a curated record. NCBI's taxonomy places the organism in Eukaryota, Metazoa, Arthropoda, Insecta, Diptera, Drosophilidae. Bases 132 to 1976 code for a protein of 614 amino acids. The transcript is spliced from 5 exons. Gene Ontology annotation, cellular component: proton-transporting V-type ATPase, V1 domain; lysosomal membrane.